UAGUGACUAGAUAGGCUGGCCUUUGUCGUCAAAGAAACAUUUAUUCUUCUUAGACCGAGUUGGUUGUCUAUCAAAGUCAAGUUUAAUAGUGUCUAAGAUUCUGAAUUUAAACAUUAAUCAAUGAAGAACAAGAAACUAAGCCUCUCAAAAAUAAGGUAAUGAUCCUGGGUAGGUAACGUUUUACAGCUCGAUUAUUAUUUGAUUCAUGUUCUUGGCAAGCUUGUGUUAUUCUCCUACAAAUAGAGUUGGUAGUUGGAGUCAGAAAUCUCAGCUGCAACCUUCUUCUGUGUCAUUUCAGUUUUGGUUGGUUGAAACUUGUAAGAGAAGAGAUUAAAGAAUCACCAGUGAUGAAAACCAUUUCUGGCAGCUUAGCUCACCAAGAACCCAUGUUUGAUUUCAGGGAACCUUCCCCUCCUUUCAUUUCCUUACCGCAGAAGACGAUUACAACCGUCAGAAAUUCAUCCUUCUCUUAUCUGAAUAAUCAAGUUGAUGAUUCCGAAAUAAGCAUUUUCGAUGCGCAAAAAUACUUCAAUGAAAGCGGCAGCAGCGAUCCACGAUUCAGCAACAGAGUUUCUCCUGUUAAUGUUAUUAACCUUGAACGCAUUUCCGAGCAAUGUGAUUUGUCUGCUAUUCCUAGAUUUUCUUCUGCUUCGUCUUCCGUUGAUGGACAUGGUCGAAACUACAGGACUGGUUCAUUCCACGCAACGCCAACAGCUUCUUCGGAGGCAAGCUGGAAUAGUCAAACUGGUUUGCUCUCUAAUCCGCCAGGAGCUAUUGCAGUCAGCGUGCGACAUCUGAGUGCUAAUGAAAAGAAAAAAGGGUCUGCAACCAAGUGGCUUCUCGGGCGAAAAUGUCCUUGUUCUGGCAAGAAAUCUGUUCAAGUUGAGGAAAAACUGUCAGAGCCCAGAACCCCAUCUCGCCCAAAUUACAAGUCUAAAGACUCUCGGAAUCUCCCAAGGCAAGUUUCUGACCCUGCAACUACAGAUCACUGGCUCCAACGACGGGAAGUGAUCCCUAAUUGCCACAGAAUCUCAGCAGAUAAUAAUCGUUUUCCUUCAAUUCUUGGACACCAUAGUCUGUUAUCGUCGACGAGAAGAUUCAGUGCUGAUGGGACGAGCGGGUUCUCUUUCCCUAUACUGAACCAAACAACUCCUACGAAACUUGUAUUAAAUGGAUUGUCAUCUCCCAAUAACUACAGUAGUCCUCCUCCUCCUCCUCCUCAACUUGAUGAUCCACCUCGGGAUUCCCUCGAAGUUUUCCGACCUCCGGAAGAUCCAGUUUCAACCAAGACAGCGAUGGAGAUCCACCGACGUCAGAGUUUCACAUUUCCGGCGAGUCCCAAGUCGAGAAUGACGACGAUAGAUGAUGACAAUGCAAGCGAUGCGAGUUCAGACUUGUUCGAGAUAGAAAGCCUGUCUACUCAAACAACAUCAUAUCCAUCGUCCAAUCAUCGGCGAGACUCACUGGAAGAAGCAAGACGUUUGGGUGGCAGUAUAAAUGGAAGUAGUUUGUAUUGCAGUCGAAGUCUGGAUGAGCAGACGACGAUAUCUGUGACACCAACAGAAUGUUACGAACCAAGUGAAGCCAGCAUAGAUUGGAGUGUAACAACAGCUGAAGGAUUCGACAGAGCAAGUGUCACAAAUUUCUCGAUCACCGCAUCAGAGGCUGAGGAGAUGCACCGUCAUGAGUCUGACAAGAAUAGCGGUGGGAAGAAGAGAGGAGGGUUGUUGAGCUGUCGAUGUGAGAAGGCGGUGAGUGUGGGGCCACAGCCGGUGAAAUCAGCGGGCAUGGAGGGACAAAGAGAAGGAAGCUCCACAUUGAGGCAUGUGAGUAGUAGGCCACCCAUUCCGAAUAAGCCACCGCUUGCAAGGUCUCACUCUGCUCGCUUGUCUCUGCCUUUUGCAACAUAAAGGAAGCAGCCUGUGGAGCUUUUUGUGGUUUUUCUUUGCCGUCAAAUUGAAGUUUCCCUAUAUUGAUACUUGGGCACAAUGCGCUUAAGUACCUAAUGAUUGGGAAAUUUUUACUUGCCUAAAAUUUGGUCUCUGUUUUUAUUUAUGUCAUCAUAUAUAACA
Manihot esculenta (cassava) is the source of this 2072-nucleotide messenger RNA. RefSeq names its product protein PHYTOCHROME KINASE SUBSTRATE 4. The transcript has a single exon. The record is from RefSeq and is a predicted model, not a curated record. NCBI's taxonomy places the organism in Eukaryota, Viridiplantae, Streptophyta, Magnoliopsida, Malpighiales, Euphorbiaceae. Gene Ontology annotation, biological process: phototropism. Bases 348 to 1910 code for a protein of 520 amino acids.